This is a messenger RNA of Desarmillaria tabescens, 2022 nucleotides long. Its product is annotated as glucooligosaccharide oxidase. Bases 231 to 1724 code for a protein of 497 amino acids. NCBI's taxonomy places the organism in Eukaryota, Fungi, Basidiomycota, Agaricomycetes, Agaricales, Physalacriaceae. Gene Ontology annotation, molecular function: oxidoreductase activity; FAD binding. The transcript is spliced from 8 exons. The record is from RefSeq and is a predicted model, not a curated record.
CAACAGCAAAAUAGUGGGUGGACAUGCAGUGCUUUUACUGGAGAAAUUCCCGCUACCUUAGUAGCGGGUUAUUAUCCUCCAUUUAUAGCAGCAUUUUUAGCUUGAAACAAUUUCAAGGUCCAACUUCGCCGUUCAGGUUUGUUCCAUUAGUAUGUGCAGCGCAGCACAUACUGUUUCAUCUUGCCUAUAUAAACGAGUGAUGAUAAUGACUGGAGCUUCAAGGACAAUCAAUGGGUAGUCCAACUUCUUUCCUUCUUACGAUCGCAACACUUGCCAUCUCCGCUUUUGCGGGGAGUUCUGGUCUGCAGGAAAGUUUGUCCGAUGCUCACAUAACGGCUGUUUUCCCUGGCAGCUCUUCUUAUGAUGCUGCGAGCAGGCCAUAUAACUUGCGUUACGAUUUCGCUCCAGUUGCAGUGACAUUUCCUUCAACGUCAGAGGAGGUCGCCACCGUCGUCGCCCUUGGUAGUUCGGAAAGCCUACAGGUCGUUGCAAGGAGUGGAGGCCACAGCUACAUUGCUAAUGGGUUGGGAGGCAAAAAUGGCUCCCUCGUUAUUGACCUGAGAAAUAUGACCAAGGUCGAGGUGCAUGCAUCUUCGGGUACUGCAACAGUAGAAACAGGCAAUAGGCUGGGAGAUGUCGCGUUCGCAUUGAACAACCAGGGAAGAGCGAUCCCCCAUGGAAGUUGUCCUUACGUGGGCAUUGGUGGUCACGUCUCUGGCGGAGGCUUUGGAUUUACGUCUAGAAUGUGGGGGCUUACCCUCGACGCAGCCCAAUCAAUGACUGUAGUAUUGGCUAAUGGAACGAUUGUAACGGCGUCAAGCACCUCCAACGCAGAUCUCUUCUGGGCAAUGAGAGGUGCCGCGUCCUCGUUUGGUAUCAUCACCUCUGUAGAUUUCGAGACAUUCGCUGUGCCCUCUUUCGCAACUAUCUACGAAUACGACUGGCAGCUGAAUUACUCCGCUGCUGCAGCCGCUCUAUAUAAUUUCCAAGAAUACGUGAUGACGGAUAUUCCACCUGAACUUGGAGCCGAAGUCAAUCUUGGAAAAGGUGAUUCCGAGGGGAGCGUCUCUUUUGUGCUGACCGGCGGGUGGUAUGGCGGGUCCUUAGACGCCCUCCAGAGCGUAUUAGCUCCAUUCUUGCAGUCUAUGCCUUCGGCGAGUGGAACUUACUCUGGUAAUGGAACGUACAUAAGUACCGUUGCAAUUUUGGGUGACGGUAUCGUAAACACCAAAACCGCGGGCCUGGACACAACUGAUACUUUCUAUGUCAAAUCGUUGAUGACACCGGAAGAUCAACCGAUGACCUUGGAAGCUUUGGAGGUCUACAUGAAAUAUUUGGCAUAUGAGGGCUACGCUUCCGAUACGGCCUGGUUCAUGCAAUUUGAGCUCUACGGCGGAGGAAACUCAUUCAUCAACUCGGUCGAUGUGAAUUCAACAGCGUUUGGCACAAGAAGCGCAUUGUUCACAGUCCAGCUGUAUGCCUCGUCGAGUAGUUUCGAGCCGCCAUACCCUGACGACGGGUUCACUUUCUUAGAUGGUGCCGCUGAUGCCAUCACUACAACCAUGGGUGAUGGCUGGAAUUAUGGAGCUUAUGUGAACUAUGCCGACGAUCGACUCGAGAAUGAGCACUAUCUUUACUAUAAAUCGCAUUAUCCCAGGCUGGAGAGUCUGAAAACUCAAUACGACCCAACAGGUGUCUUUGACUUCCCCUUAAGUAUCCAGUAAGGAUACGGCGUAAAGGACAUAGUUUAUCAUCUCCGUCCUCAUCUAUUUUACGUAGUACUGUAUUACGAUAUGACACAACCCGGCAGACAAUAUAUUUCUAACUAUAGUUUUGAUAUAUUUCAUCGCAUAGUCGGUACCGACAACGCCAAGACUUCAACGAUUUCCUUAUGUUCCGUCAGUCUCACAGCUUCGCCUGGUCUUGAGGCAUCGAAAUACGUUGAUGUGAUCCUCGCCUCUUCGAGUCUCCAUCGAGGGUACUGUCGUCCUUUCAUAUCAGUCGUGAAGGCGCCCUACAGUU